Messenger RNA from Petromyzon marinus (sea lamprey), 1696 nucleotides. Lineage: Eukaryota; Metazoa; Chordata; Hyperoartia; Petromyzontiformes; Petromyzontidae. The record is from RefSeq and is a predicted model, not a curated record.
UCUCAGAAGUGUUAAAACAUUUUUGAAGCACUCUGUAAUGCGUCUGCAAGAAGAGCACCCAACCUCCACCGCUCCCCACGAAGCGAAUCUAGAAACCUCCUUGGAGGGGAGGGUAAAGGCGGAUUAAGCUCUGAAAUGUCAAGCUUUUAAAGUUCAAGUUUAUUUUGUUCGGCCAGGUGAGAGCUCAAAAGAGACUAGGAUGAGUCUCGCUUGCAAGAAUCACCUGGAGCAUUAAUCUGCCAGUACGGGGCGAUGAUUGCUAUAUAUGGUGCCGAGUGCCCAUUGAGUAAUUUAACAGCAACAUAGAUUAAUACAAAUUUUCAACUUUUAUAAACAUUCAUACAAAAAAAUCCCAUAAUUGUCUGCAGCCUUCAAUUAAAAAUGUGCUUUUGAUCCAUCAGGUUAUUUGCUUUCCAAAUCAAUAACUUGACGUUGUCAAGCAGAAUUUGUUUAAGCAAGCAAACUCUGGACCAGUUUCAACAUUUUGAGUAUUAUCAGCAGUCAGGCGUGUUAAAUAUAUACUGCUGGUUUACCAGAUGUUAUUGACAAGGGUACGUAUUCCGUAACGUACUAACUUGCACAUUCACCUCAAUUAACCCUCCUAUACAGUUUUCGCUUAUAAGUUCGCAAAGUUUCAGUCAACGUCGACGCCGCUGCCAAAUAAAGUCUCGCAGCCGCUCCGCUGUCGUUGACGCGAAUUCCUCCUCCCGGCCCUCGGGGCCAGCGUUGGCCGAGGCCGUGGGCUGCCGAGCGGCCAUGGCGAUGGAAAACUACGACACGUUGCAGCUGCUGGGCACGGGGCGAGCGCGGGACCUCGCCACCCUGGACUGGCACGCCACGCGCCUCCACGCGCUCGCCAUCACUCAGCUCAGCUUCAAGGGGCUGAGCGCCCACUUGCGGAGGUUCUCUACCCAGUACGACUACCUCCUCGCCUUCAAACCCAUGGCGCAGUGGGACUUCAAGGGACACUCUCGCCUCUCCGACAUCCAGCCGCACAUCGCACAGAACGUCAUCAUCUACGGCGUGCCCUUCGUGGACCACAGCAGCCGCUCGGAGCUCAAGAGGUUCGUCCAAUGGCUGAGGCCACGGAGCCUGGUCCCCGUGGCACCGGCGACGGCCCGCAGGAGCGCUGCCGCCUCGGAGGCCAUCCUGCGAAAGUGGCUCUCCGACAUCGGAACGUUUCCCGCUCGCCCGACAUCGAACCCCUGAGAGGGGACGGCGGUCUGCGAGACAAGGCGCCCUUCUCUCUCUCGCUUGGUCUUGUGCUUGUUUCUGUAUCUUUCCGGCUUUCGAUUUGAAUUGUUUUGUUUGAGAUGGCCACACUCACGCGCACUGGCCGAAUAACUUUUGUGGUGCUUAACGACAAAAAAGAAACGUGGGUGAGAGUGGGCCCCAGUAACGGGCAUCAGUUGUGAAUGAUAGAAUGGCACGUUCAGUUUAAUAAGGAAUCAAAAUGUCCAAUUAGGUUUUCACUCCACUUCACACUUGCCGUAGAAAAAAAUGUCAAUCUCACGUCUUUUUAGUUGACAACAAUAAUGCUCGCUGCAAAUAAAAUGUUUUGACAUAUCACCCUGUUGACAUUAGCUUUCGAGACAACUAUAAUGAUGACUUAAAUUAAUAGUGUCCAAAUACAAAGCCAUCUCCAGCUGCGGUACCGAGACACUACAUAAUAUACAGAGUAAAGGGCAAACUAAUU